Biomphalaria glabrata is the source of this 2674-nucleotide messenger RNA. RefSeq names its product dihydrolipoyllysine-residue acetyltransferase component of pyruvate dehydrogenase complex, mitochondrial-like. Gene Ontology annotation, biological process: pyruvate decarboxylation to acetyl-CoA. Gene Ontology annotation, molecular function: dihydrolipoyllysine-residue acetyltransferase activity. Lineage: Eukaryota; Metazoa; Mollusca; Gastropoda; Planorbidae. Gene Ontology annotation, cellular component: pyruvate dehydrogenase complex. Bases 80 to 1675 code for a protein of 531 amino acids. The record is from RefSeq and is a predicted model, not a curated record. The transcript is spliced from 13 exons.
AAGUUAUUUUAGAGUUGGCAACAUUGGUGUAGGCCGCUGACCUUGCCUGUGUGAGAUAUCCAAGGAUUAAAAAAUAACAAUGUUUCGUUCUCACACAUUAUUACGAUCUUUAAUUAGACAAAAGCCUAGAAGUUCCUUACAGUCUUUAGCUAAUAGAUGUGUGUGCAGUGCCAACAAUGCUAUUGAUAAUUGCUUAUCACAUCGGUCUAAUUCUUCAGAUGGACACUUACAGUUAAGAAAUGCAUGCAGCCAAAAAAUUACCAGGCGAUUUUACAGUUCAGAUAAUCUACCUCCCCAUAUCAAAAUUGUCCUGCCUGCUCUGUCUCCAACCAUGGAGUCCGGGACCAUUGUUUCCUGGCAGAAGAAAGAAGGAGAUAAGGUGUCAGAAGGUGAUUUAUUAGCAGACAUCGAGACUGACAAAGCUACCAUGGGUUUUGAAUCAUCAGAGGAAGGUUAUCUGGCAAGGAUAUUUAUUCCAGAAGGCACUAAGGAUGUUCCAUUGGGAAAGCUAAUGUGUAUCAUUGUAAGCUCUGAGAAAGAUUUAGCGGCUUUCAAAGAUUACAAGCCAUCUGCAAGUGAUGAUCAAAUACCCAAAGGCUCGGGGAAACCAGCUGCUGCACAACCCCCACCUCCACCACAACCAGAAGUCACAGCUGCACCACAAGCACCUGCAGCUGUUCCUAAACUGGAACUUGCCUCUGCUCCAGUUGCCUCUCAGGCACCUGGAGGACGAGUCUUUGCUACUCCUUUUGCCAGGUCUUUAGCUGAAGAAAAGGGAAUUGAUCUAAGGACUAUAGUUGGCAGCGGUCCUGAUGGUCAGAUCAGAGCUCAUGAUGUGCUCACAGCAAAGCCUGGUGCUCCCUCGGUGGGUACUGCCAUUCCAAUCACUUCACCUUCAACGUCAACAAGUUUUGUAGAUAUGCCGCUUACUAAUAUGAGACAGGUCAUAGCCAAACGGUUAACUCUUUCCAAGCAAACAAUACCACAUUAUUAUCUUGUCACAGAUGUUAAUGUAGAAAGGAUUUUGAGUGUUAGAAAAGACUUGAAUGAAUCAUUGGAAAAACAAAAGUUGAAAAAAAUUUCUGUGAAUGAUUUCAUUAUCAAAGCUGCAGCUCUAGCUUGUAAGAGGGUACCAGAAGCAAACUCUGCCUGGAUGGGUGAAUUUAUUAGACAAUAUAAAACAGUAGAUGUAAACGUUGCAGUUGCUACAGACAAUGGUCUCAUAACUCCCAUUGUAUUUAAUGCUGAAACUAAAGGCUUAUCACAAAUUGCUCAAGAUGUAGCUUCACUAGCAGCUAAAGCUCGUGAGGGCAAGCUGCAGCCCCAGGAGUUCCAGGGUGGAACAUUUACUAUUUCUAAUCUAGGAAUGUUUGGUAUUAAAAAUUUUGCUGCAGUAAUCAACCCUCCUCAGUCCUGUAUUCUUGCUGUUGGUGGUGCAGAGAAGAAAGUGAUAUCAAUUGAGAGUGCUGAUGGCAAAACUAGUAAGCCAAAAUGUCAGAAGCUCUGGUUCUGGAAAUGUGGCACUACCACUGAAGCUGGUCCUCGUGUCAGCACAGCCCAUGUCAUGACAGUAACCUUGAGUUGUGACCAUAGAGUUGUUGAUGGUGCCGUUGGUGCUAAGUGGUUAGCAGAGUUUAAAACAUUGAUGGAGAAACCUGAGUCCAUGCUGCUUUGAUUAUCUGUAGUACUGUAUAAACAAAAAUACUGAAUUUCUAUGACGAGACUAAAUUGAGGAACUUGUGAAGUAUUGCUGGCAAAUUGCUUGCUGUAUGCAUAUUACACAUACAUUUAAUAUCAAGGUAGUUUAUUUCUACAAGAAUGUUUUGAAGUAUUGUACUGUUUGACCUGAUCAAAUGCAUUUUUUUUUUGGAAUGAAUGGCACACUAGUUAUUUGAGGAAUUAUCUUUAGGCUCAUGGUUUGUUGCAUUACCUUCGUUAAUAUGAAUGUAGCAAUGAAAUAUAUUGUUUUUUUUUAAGCCUUUUUUUUAUUUUUCUCUUACUUAUCAAAUACAAUUCUAGAGUAAAUGUUUUGCCAUAGUUAGUAUGAAUUUGUUCCUAUAAGUUGCACAUUUUUGUGAAAGUCAACAAAGCAAUCUCUGGUAUGGACAUUUUUUGUAAAGUUCAUUCUGAAUACCUUAAAACAGCUUAGGAUUUUCAUUGACAUUAAAUAAUAUGGAAUUACCUUUAUUUAGUAAAUGCUAGAAAUGUGUUGCCAUUGUCAAUAAUUCUUUAAACAUUUUUUAAGCUAUGAUUUCUUAAAAUCUUAACAAAUAACAAAGUUUUGUUCAUAAUUUGUAACAUGAGUAACCCAAGUUAGAUGAUUAUUUAUUAAAUACUCAUGUUUCCUGUACUAUGACCAAGACCUGUACAUAUACAGUAUUCUUGUCUUGAAAUGAUUUAUCAGUGACAAUUAUUAUAAUUCAAGAUUAUCUAAUACUAGAUUCUGUGUAAAUGUGUUUAAUGAUUUAGCUCAGGAGAAUGUAUUUCCCAUAGUGAAUUGUUUUUCUAUCCCAUCCCUAAAACACAACUAAACUUGUUAGAAUUGUAGCAAUAACAAUUACUAAAUGUUUAUGCUAUAGUUUCAGCACUCAUUUGACAUGAAUAGGAGUGGGUCUUUUAAACAUGAAACAAAUAAUAAAUAAAAUGUGUUAUAAAAAAACAAACAAACUUUAAA